AUGGCGACAAAAUCUAUUGAAUGUUUGCCCAAUGAACUUUGGUUAUUAUUUAUGAGUUUCCUUUCACCAAUCGAUCUUUAUCGACCACUAGUUGGUCUCAAUCAUCGUAUUGAUUGUUUACUUUUUGCCAUGACUCCACGCCCAAUUCUCGAUACAUCUCAAUGUGGUGAUAGUAGUAUUCAUCUGUCUGAUAUGCGUCAAUUACUUGAAGGGAAAGAUAAUUGGUCAAAAUGUCUUGUUUCAUCGAUCGAAACUAUUCGUCUUAGUGGUACACUUGCUAGCGAUGUACUUUCCGACCAUUAUCAAUCUCCUAUACACCUUUCGUCCAUCAAUACUUCUUUCUCAAUUUUAUUUCCUUCACUCCGUCGAUUAUAUGUGACAGAAGAGGCUAUAAAUCGAAUUGAUAUAUUAAAACUUUUUCUUCCACUGCCAAAGGCACUUCGUUACGUUAAUUUUACAUUUAAAACGCCUUCAGCAUAUUCAUCGUACUGCGAAACGCUCUAUAAAUUCAUUGUCCAUGGACUUUCAUUUUAUAGUAUGGUAUUCGACGUCAAAAAUGGUAAAUUUCUUAAAUAA
Messenger RNA from Rotaria sp. Silwood2, 576 nucleotides. The record is from the annotation of a GenBank genome assembly. Lineage: Eukaryota; Metazoa; Rotifera; Eurotatoria; Philodinida; Philodinidae.